Molecule: messenger RNA, 5290 nt
Organism: Psammomys obesus (fat sand rat)
Lineage: Eukaryota; Metazoa; Chordata; Mammalia; Rodentia; Muridae
Gene: Col17a1
Product: collagen type XVII alpha 1 chain
Exons: 54
Coding region: 1-4404 (1467 amino acids)
Source: RefSeq, a predicted model, not a curated record
AUGGAUGUGACCAAGAAAAACAAGCGAGAUGGCACUGAAAUCACUGAAAGAAUUGUCACGGAAACAGUAACUACCAGACUCACAUCCUUACCACCAAAAGGGAGCACCAGCAAUGGAUACGCUAAGACAGGCUCUCUCGGUGGGGGGAGUCGGCUGGAGAAGCAAAGCCUGACUCAUGGCAGCAGCGGUUACAUCAACUCAAGUGGGAGCAUCCGAGGCAGCGCGUCCACCUCCAGUUACCGGAGAGCUCACUCGCCAGCCUCUACCCUGCCCAACUCUCCAGGCUCCACUUUUGAAAGGAAAACGCACGUGACCCGCCAUGGAACUUACGAAGGGAGCUCCAGCGGCAACUCUUCCCCUGAGUAUCCGCGAAAGGAACUCGCAUCUUCUGCAACCAGAGGACGAAGCCAAACACGGGAGAGCGAAAUUCGAGUUCGGCUGCAGAGUGCAUCACCGUCCACCAGAUGGACAGAAUUGGAUGAGGUCAAGCGUUUGCUUAAGGGAAGCCGAUCUGCAAGUGCCAGUCCCACCAGGAACACCUCUAACACACUUCCCAUCCCCAAGAAAGGCACCGUAGAGACCAAAAUGGUGACCGCAAGCUCCCACUCAGUAUCAGGGACCUACGACGCGACAAUACUGGACACCAACCUUCCCCAGCACAUGUGGUCCUCCACCUUGCCUGCAGGGUCCUCCAUGGGGACCUAUCACAACAACGCGACGACCCAAAGCUCCUCUCUGCUCAACACCAACGCCUACUCUGCAGGAUCAGUCUUUGGAGUGCCAAAUAACAUGGCGUCCUGCACGCCUACGCUGCACCCUGGGCUCAGCAGCUGCUCUUCAGUGUUUGGCAUGCAGAACAAUCUGGCCCCCAGCUCUUCUGUCCUUUCCCAUGGCACAACCACCUCUUCUACAGCAUAUGGUGUGAAGAAAAACGUGUCCCAGCCGCCCACUGUCACCAGCACUGGUGUGUCGACUUCUGCAGCCUGCACCACCAGCGUCCAGAGUGACGACCUCUUGCAUAAAGACUGCAAGUUCCUGAUUCUGGAGAAAGACAACGUACCAGCCAAGAAGGAGAUGGAGCUCUUGAUCAUGACCAAGGACAGUGGGAAGGUCUUCACCGCCUCCCCCGCCAGCAUCUCUUCAACUUCUUUUUCAGAAGACACCCUGAAGAAAGAGAAGCAGGCAGCCUACGCUGCGGACACCUGCCUAAAGGCAGACGUGAACGGAGACCUAACUACCGUGUCCACGAAGGGCAAGGCCAUCUCCGCAGAAAACCACAGCUAUGACCAAGGUGGUGGCGGUGGUGGAGGCAAAGGCGGCGUGGGUGCUGGCGGCAGCAGCGGCGCUGGUGUCAGGGGCGGAGCGUGGGGGGGCGCACCUGCCUGGUGCCCCUGUGGCUCCUGCUGCAGCUGGUGGAAGUGGCUGCUAGGCCUGCUGCUCACCUGGCUGCUGCUGUUGGGUCUGCUCUUCGGCCUCAUUGCUCUAGCGGAGGAGGUGAGGAAGCUGAAAGCCCGGGUGGAUGAGCUAGAAAAGACCAGGGUGCUGUACCAUGAAGACAAGACGGAGAGAAGUAGCAAGGACCGCCUCCACGGUGAUGCACCCAGCCUGGGACCUGGCCUAGGUGCAGGGCCUGGCUUAGGAAAAGCUGGGCUGGAUGACUAUAGCCAGGAGGCCAUCUGGCUGUUCGUAAGGAACAAGCUGAUGACAGAGCAGGAAAACGGAAAUCUCAGAGGAAACCCUGGUCCAAAAGGUGACAUGGGAAGUCAAGGCCCUAAAGGAGACCGAGGCCUUCCUGGGAUUCCAGGUAUCCCCGGGCCCCUGGGCCACCCUGGCCCAGAAGGACCAAAGGGACAAAAAGGCAGCAUUGGAGAUCCUGGCAUGGAAGGACCCAUAGGCCAGAGAGGACUAGCAGGCCCCAUGGGCCCUCGUGGCGAACCUGGGCCUCCCGGGUCUGGAGAGAAAGGAGACAGAGGGAUUGCUGGAGAACAAGGUCCUCGGGGCCUUCCUGGUGUCCCAGGUUCUGUGGGUCCCAGAGGUCCCAGUGGCUCUCCUGGUCCCCAGGGCCCCUCAGGCUCUAUGGGUCCCCAAGGGCCCCGAGGUGAAGUGGGACUUCCUGGUGUCAAAGGUGACAAAGGACUCAUGGGACCACCAGGACCCAAAGGUGACCAGGGUGAGAAAGGACCCAGAGGCCUCACAGGGGAGCCUGGCAUUCGAGGUUUGCCUGGAGCUGUAGGCGAACCUGGAACCAAAGGCGCGACGGGUCCCGCUGGCCCUGAUGGACAGCAAGGCCCCAGAGGUGAGCAAGGCCUGACAGGAAUGCCUGGAACCAGGGGCCCACCAGGACCCUCUGGAGACCCAGGAAAGCCAGGUCUCACAGGACCCCAAGGACCUCAGGGACUUCCUGGUAGCCCCGGCCGACCUGGGCCUAAAGGUGAACCUGGCGCUCCAGGCAGAGUUGUCACUUCAGAGGGAUCAUCAGCAAUCACUGUCCCUGGACCUCCCGGACCUCCCGGUGCCAUGGGACCACCAGGACCUCCAGGGACCCCAGGUCCUUCUGGCCCUGCUGGUCUCCCAGGACAGCCAGAAGGUGUUGAUUUACGAGGUCCCCCUGGCCCACCUGGACCACGAGGACCUCCAGGGCCUUCCAUCCCAGGCCCUCCAGGACCCAGAGGCCCACCAGGGGAAGGCGUGCCAGGCCCACCAGGCCCUCCAGGACCUUUCCUGACUGACUCAGAAACCUUCUUCUCUGGCCCUCCAGGCCCCCCGGGCCCUCCAGGUCCCAAAGGAGACCAAGGCCUCCCAGGCCUCAGAGGACAUCAGGGUACUUCAAAGACAGUCUGGGGUGAUCCUGGUGUCCCAGGUACUCCUGGCAUCCCUGGUGGACACUCGCUCGGGGGAUCAUCCAGCACUAUGUACAUGCAGGGCCCCCCUGGGCCCCCAGGGCCCCCCGGGCCUCCAGGCUCCCUCAGCAGCUCUAGCCAGGAUAUCCAGCGCUACGUUGCAGAGUACAUGCAGAGUGACAACAUCAGGACUUAUCUCUCUGGAGUUCAGGGUCCCCCAGGCCCACCAGGUCCCCCAGGGCCUGUCAUCACCAUCACAGGAGAGACUUUCGACUACUCCCAGCUGGCAAGCCAGGUGGUGAGCUACUUGCGGGCAUCGGGCUACGGUGUCACUUUGUCCUCUGCCUCCUCCUCAGAAGAUAUCCUGGCCAUGCUGCGACGGAAUGAUGUGUGGCAGUACCUACGUCAGCACCUGGUGGGCCCUCCUGGUCCCCCAGGGCCACCAGGAGGCAGCGGAGAUGGGACCCUCCUGUCUUUGGACUACGGAGAGCUGAGCAGACAGGUUCUCAACUAUAUGUCAAGUUCUGGGAUCAGCUUUGGACAUCCUGGCCCACCGGGACCCCCUGGCCUGCCAGGAACAUCCUACGAGGAACUACUCAGCAUGCUCCGAGGGUCGGACUACAGAGACAUCAUUGGACCUCCAGGGCCCCCAGGGCCACCCGGGAUGCCAGGCAGUGCAUGGUCCAGCAUCAGUGUGGAGGACCUCUCAUCUUACUUACACAAUGCUGGCUUGUCCUCCAUGCUAGGCCCUCCAGGCCCUCCAGGGCCCCCGGGUCCUCGGGGGCCCCCAGGUGUCUCAGCAGCUCUGGCUACCUACGCAGCUGAAAACAGUGACAACUUCCGAAGCGAGCUGAUUAGCUACCUCACAAGUCCUGAUGUCCGCAGCUUCAUCGUCGGCCCUCCAGGCCCUCCGGGGCCACAGGGACCACCUGGAGAUAGUCACCUGAGGGAGAGCUACAACUGGGGUAGCAGCUCCUCAGCCAGACGGGGCACUUCCUACGGCUCUUCCACGGGCAUAGGGGGAGCCAAUGGAGGCUCCCUGGGUGAAGGGGGAACCUUUGGCGCAGGAGAUGGGGGACCCUAUGGUACUGACACUGGCCCAGGCAGAGGCUACGGAGCAGCUGCAGAAGGUGGCAUGUAUGGCACCGAUGGCGGGUCAUUCCGGGCUGGCUUCACCGGAGACCUGGAUUACAACAAGCUGGCUGUGCGGGUGUCAGAGAGCAUGCAGCGUCAGGGUCUGCUACAAGGGAUGGCCUACACUGUCCAGGGUCCACCAGGCGCACCUGGGCCCCAAGGCCCUCCUGGCAUCAGCAAGGUCUUCUCUGCCUACAGCAACGUGACACAGGACCUCAUGGACUUCUUCCGGACUUACGGAGCGGUCCCCGGCCCACCUGGGCAGAAGGGAGAGGCGGGAACCCAGGGACCCAAAGGUGACAGGGGCCCUGCUGGACCACGAGGUCCUCCUGGGCCACCCGGCCCUCGAGGGAGCAAAGGAGAGAAAGGAGACAGAGGUGACCAGGUCUACAUGGGGAGGAAGAAGAGAAGUAUUGCCACCAAGCCAUAAACUGCACUUGGCAGAGGCACCAGGUUCUUGGACCAGUUCUUGCCGUGUGCUUGGGUUCCCAUGUCCAAGGGUCCCGGGCAGGUCAAAACUGGAAUCGGCCCACAUCCUGCUGAGACCAAGUCACCUAGCAACACUUGUUUUAGUCUGAACAAAAUAUACACAUACAGAAAAUUCAAAGACACAUAAUCUGAAACAGCUCCAUUGGUUGGGCGGACUUUCGGAAUAGCUACAAUGUUUACUAUGAGACUUAACCUCUGCUAUGUAGAUCUGAGCUCCCUGGCUUCUUCAGCACUUAGCUCAGCCUCGACCUCAGAAGCCAGCCAGUUACAUACAUGUUGGCUGGGGGGUCUUGGAGCUUUGCCUAAAAAAUGAGCCCAGAACAAUGGAAAACGGGAAUGAGGGCCUCUGUGGGGGUGACGUGAUGGGAGACAUCUGGCUAGUUACAAAGGCUAUGCUGUCAGCCUCUUCCUCCCCUGUUCACCCCGCAUUCUCCAGUCACAGAAAAGAAGUGACACUCUCAAGUGAGGAACUCAGAAGUUCCUGGAAGGAGGUGACACUGCAGAUGGUUAUCACAGUAGAGAUGCCAGUCACCUUCCCACUGGCUUACAAAGCCUGACUGGUCGUAGCUAUGGCCUGUGCCCACAGGUGCAUGCCACCACACUAGACCACAGCAGACAGGACAAGAGGGGCAGUGGCAAGGAAGGAAGAGAGGAUCUGAGGAAACAGGGCUCCCACACCUCCGGCUCUGCACGUAGGAAAUGGCACGGAAGACUGGGUGCAGUUUGUUUUUAAGCACUUUUCACUGUCUAAAAACAUUUGUAUGUAAUCUGUAAGAUGAAAAAUCAUUUCAAUUGUAAAAUUUUCAAUUAAAAGUUUUUCUUUUUUA